AUGGACCACCAUGAUCUCCGGGUCAACGCAGCCGAGUAUGUGGCCAUGGUAGAUGACGUGUCUGUACCCUUGUGGCGAGACGCGCGCCUGGUUCCUGCCUAUGUUGCAGGGAUACUGGUGGUUGAAUAUUUCGUGUCGGCAAUCUCUGGUCUCAGGCGUGACGCACGGUCUAAACCGUUGGCCAAAGACGCGCGCGGGGAUUACAGGCCGCAUAAGGACCUCCGCUCUCACAUCGGCUCCCUCGGUGGCGCAAGGAUCUUCGCCUUCAGGAUAGCGCGCGCGAUAUGUGUACUCGCACUGCUUGCUAUCUACGCGUACGAUCUCUCGCGUACAUAUGCUGGGACAGAACCAGUGGCGACGGAAGAAGCUCUGAAGCUUGUGCUCUUCAUAACCUACCUCUACGCGUCUCUCCUUGGCCUUUUGAACAUCACAGCACACGCUUCGCGCGCGCAAACGGCCGGGUUGCACCUCGUCCUCGUUCUACUCGCAAGCUGUGCCGCUUACGGCUUCCGCGACAUAUGGCCGCUCAUGACCUACACCCUUCGACCUCUUGAUGCUGGCGAAGGCGCGCUCCUUUGGCUCAAGAUAUCGCUCCUGGCUCUUGCAGGCAUCAUCAUUCCUCUCAUCUCGCCGCGCCAAUAUGUCCCUCUGGAUCCCGAGAAUCCUUCCGACGGACCUCACCCGGAACAGACAUGUUCUCUUCUAUCGCUGCUCACAUAUAGCUUCAUGAACAAGUCCAUAUACGCGGCAUACAACUCUCCUUCACAGGCGGGAUCCGACACAUUGACAAUGGCAGACUACGACCGCAUGCCCUAUCUCGUGAAGCGCAACUUCAAGCAUCUGGAUAUCUUCUCGGGUGCUCGCCGUCGACAUAUGGGCGUCGCGCUCCUGCGAGUGUAUAACCGAGAAUUCAGUAUACUUGCAUGCAUGAUGGUCGUACGCGCUUGCACCGCGCUGUUUGCGCCAGUAGGCAUCAAUCGUCUGCUCACCUAUCUAGAGACAGGUGGUGAAGGCGCAAUUGUUCGGCCAUGGGUGUGGUGCACCUUGAUGUUUCUCGGUCCUUUCGGCAGCACACUCUUGAUGCAGUACUACAGCUUCAUCACCACGAAGAUCGCAGUACACACCGAGGGCAUGCUCACUGAGCUCAUCUUCGAACAUGCCUUACGCCUACGUGUCAAAUCCGAGACAAGGACGCCCUCAGCAUCAGCAGCACCGACACCCGAGACAGCGUCCAUAGCAGCGUCCACGACCGACAACAACGGUGCAGAAUCUGACGCUUCAGCAAGAAAGGCGCGUUCGUCAGCCGCCACGCCCUCAAGGGGCAAUAGCACGAAGAUCGCUGCAAAGGAGGAGAAAGGCAACGACGAGGGAGCCAACUUUGUCGGCAAGAUCAACAAUCUCGUCACCACAGACUUGCAGAGCAUCGGAAGAGGGCGCGACUUCACCAUACCGGUGUUCAAUACGACCUUCACCCUCGCCAUGUCUCUUUACUUUCUAUACCUCGUGCUGGGAUGGAGUACUUUCGUUGGGAUGGCUAUCAUGAUCAUAUGCUUGCCAAUACCGGGCUAUCUAUCCCGGCUGCUACAGAGAGUGCAGAAAGCGCUGAUGCAAAAGACGGACGCUCGAGUGCAGACGGUCACGGAGAUGAUGAGCGUGCUGAGGAUGAUUAAGAUGUUCGGCUGGGAGAAGAAGAUCGCGGAACGUCUGGACGCCAAACGUACCGAGGAGCUCCGCUGGCUACGGUCCUUUGAGCUGGUUAAUUUGGGCAACAAUAGCAUCACAUUGGUCAUCCCCAUUCUGCAGAUGGUGGCCACGUAUGCGACGUUCACGCUCGUGAUGGGAGGGAGACUCACCGCGUCGAUCGUGUUCCCGUCUAUGACCGUGUUUAUGCUUCUCCGGAAUCAGAUCGGGCUGCUGUUCUACUGGGUUGCACCGCUUAUUGAAUCUAAGGUCUCCCUUGAUCGCCUCACCGACUUCCUUCGUGACACGGAACUACUGGAUCAAUAUUCCGACGUCCACGGCGAUCACCCUAUGGGUAUCUCACAACCAGGUGCACUCACAGGCGAUGCGCCGAUCAGCAUACGCGACGCUUCAUUCACUUGGUCUGCAGCGUCGGACGGGACCGACGACGAAGCGGCCUCAGGCCGUGCGUUCACUCUACGUGUGCCUGGAGAACUUGCGUUUCGACAAGGCAAGGUGAACCUCAUCGUGGGACCGACCGGCAGCGGCAAGACUAGCCUGCUCAUGGCGCUUCUCGGCGAGAUGCAUUGUGUACCGUUGGGCCCUGGUGCGUGGGUGAGCCUACCACGCGCUGGUGGUGUCGCGUACGCGGCGCAGGAGAGCUGGGUCCAGAAUGAAACGAUCCGCGACAACAUUCUCUUCGGUGCACCGUACGACGAGGUUCGGUAUAAGAAAGUCAUACACCAGUGCGCGCUGAAGCGUGAUCUGUCCCUCUUCGACUCAGGCGAUAAGACAGAAGUUGGGGAGAAGGGUUUGACACUUAGCGGCGGACAGAAGGCGCGCGUCACACUCGCACGGGCGAUCUACUCAUCUGCGGAGAUAGUUCUCCUGGACGACAUACUUGCAGCACUAGACGUACACACGGCUAGGUGGAUCGUCGACAAGUGUCUGAUGGGCGAUCUUGUCCGUGGAAGGACGGUCAUACUUGUCACGCACAACAUUGCGCUUGUGGGUCCCAUAGCGGAUUUCGUGGUUGCGCUUGGCAAUAACGGUUCUAUCGCGGCCCGUGGAUCUUACAAAGAGGUCUUGUCGAAGGACAAGGAGCUCGCUCACGAGGCGGUACAGGAAGAAGAGAAACUCGCGCGGGUCGAAGAAGAAGUAGAGGAGUUCGUGGACGCCGACGAGCAGGAAAUGGCAAGCGAUGGAAAGCUCAUCGUCAAGGAGGAGGUAGCCGAAGGACAUGUCUCUUUACAUGCACUCACGCUCUUCUGGGGAGCGCUUGGAGGCAGACACCCAAUCUUGUUCUGGGCCACCUUCCUUGGCGGCGUGUUCAGUUAUCACGCACUCUCGAGCUUGCAGUCAUUCUGGCUGGGCCGCUGGGCGGAGGCAUACACGCGACCGGAACCUGUAGACGUCAAAUACUACAUGGGCGUGUUCUUACUGCUCGUCUUUGUUGGGGUUUCUUCAUACCUUGCAGCCCGGACUUCCUAUGCAUUUGGCGUCAUCCGAUCAGCAAAGAAGGUUCACGCCAUCCUCAUAAACUCCAUUUUGAGCACCACCCUCCGGUGGCUGGACCAGACGCCCGUAUCACGAGUGAUCACUCGCUGUACCAAGGACAUCAAAUCCUUGGACAGUGCAUUCGCUAGCAGUUUUUUGAUAUUCGUGGGGAUUAGCGUCCAGUUGAUCACUCAACUGAUCGCGAUCACACUUGUUACACCGGUGGCCGUUGUUCCCGGCGUUGUGGUCUUCUCACUCGGCGCCUUCGUGGGCAACGUGUACAUGAAGGCGGCAUUACCAAUGAAGAGAGUCAUGAGCAAUAGCAAAGCUCCCGUAUUGGGUCACUUCGGUGCAGCCAUCGCUGGCUUAAUCUCGAUUCGAGCAUACGGCGCCCAGGACGCAUUCCGCCGGGAGUCCUACAAGCGCAUCGAAAGUUAUACACGUUCAAACCGGAUGUUCUACAACCUCAAUCGGUGGAUCAGCACACGCAGCGAUGCACUAGGCGGUCUCUUCGCAUCCGGACUGGGUCUAUACCUGGUGUAUGGACCAGGGUCAACCAUAGGUGCAUCCAACGUCGGCUUCUCCUUAGCAAUGACUGCCGCUUUCAGCGACAUGAUCUUAUGGUGGGUGAGGGCGGUCAACAGUGUCGAAGUCGAGGGCAACAGUCUUGAGCGCAUCCAAGCGUAUCUUGAGAUCGAGCAAGAACCCAAGCCUACGGAGGAAAAGGCUCCGCCGGCAUCAUGGCCGACGAGUGGCGAUCUGCGCAUCCAGGGCUUGUCAGCGCGUUACUCGCCCGAUGGUCCCAAGGUGCUUCACAACCUCUCCUUCAAUGUCAGGUCUGGCGAGCGCGUCGGAAUCGUCGGUCGAACUGGAAGUGGCAAGAGCUCCUUGACGCUCUCGCUCUUGCGGCUCAUCUUCACCGAAGGCGAUGUCUAUUACGACGGCGUCAACACCGCUAACAUCAAUCUCGACGCGCUUCGGACCGCCAUCACCAUCAUUCCGCAGGUGCCUGAGCUGUUGAGCGGGACGUUACGCGAGAAUCUGGAUCCCUUCGGCGAGUACGACGACGCUGUUCUGAACUCGGCUCUGCGCGCUUCCGGCCUCUUCUCGUUGCAGGACGAGACAGAUGAGGGUCGGAUUACGCUUGACUCACAGAUCUCAAGUGGCGGAGGCAACCUGAGCGUUGGCCAGCGACAAAUUCUGGCCUUGGCCCGCGCACUCGUCCGCGGCAGCAAGUUGCUCAUCCUCGACGAGGCAACUUCGUCUAUCGACUACAAGACGGAUGCCAUCAUCCAAUCUUCUCUUCGUAGAGAGCUCGGAGGAGAUGUGACGCUGCUCACCGUCGCACACCGUCUGCAGACCAUCAUGGAUGCGGACAAAAUUAUGGUUCUCGAUGCCGGCCGUAUAGUAGAGUUUGACACUCCGCUGUCUCUUCUGAAAAGAGAUGGCGGGUUCUUCAAGUCACUCGUAGAUGAAAGCGGGGAUAAGGACACAUUGUACACGAUGGCGGGUGGCUCGUCUCCGGAUUCCUAG
Molecule: messenger RNA, 4710 nt
Organism: Peniophora sp. CBMAI 1063
Lineage: Eukaryota; Fungi; Basidiomycota; Agaricomycetes; Russulales; Peniophoraceae
Source: the annotation of a GenBank genome assembly